AUGUAUCGCAUGAUCAACGUAGUCGCAGAGGAUCAACCGCUGCAGAGGAUUCUUUGGCGAGAGUCCGUAGAUGAGCCACUCCGAACGUACCAGCUGACGACCGUGACCUACGGUACUUCUGCCGCACCGUAUCUAGCAACACGGAGCUUAAAGCGAUGCGCAGAGGAGGGAGAGCAGACGAAUCCACCAGUAGCCAAGGUCAUCAAGAAGGAUUUCUACGUUGACGACAUGCUUACGGGAGCGAAGUCUGUGAAGGAAGGAAUGCGGCUGUGCAAGGAUGUCCUGACGUUACUUGGUUCUUUUGGUUUCAACCUCCGGAAGUGGCAUUCCAAUCAGCCUGCGAUUCUGAAGAGCAUUCCACGUCAUCUGCGUGACGAACGAGAGCUGCUGGAUAUUGACGCGACAGCUACAGUAAAGACCCUCGGCUUAACCUGGGAACCGGCGACAGACUUGUACUGGUUCAAAACACCACGCUGGAGCCCGAAGCUUCCAGUGACACAGCGUAUCGUACUGUCUGAUUCCGCACGUUUAUUCGAUCCGUAUGGUCUUGUAGGGCCAGUGAUCGUGCAGGCGAAGAUGUUUCUCCAAGAACUUUGGAAACGGAAGUAUUCUUGGGACGAACCGUUGAGCGCAGAUCUGCAAUCACAGUGGCUCGAGUUCAGAACGAACUUGGAUCGAAUCGAUGCAGUUUCCGUACCCCGCUGGAUCGCAUUCAGCGACAAUGUGAUAUCAUGCGAACUACACGGAUUCUGUGACGCCUCGGAAAAGGCGUACGGAGCAGCAAUAUACCUACGUUGCGUUGCACAGGACGGAACAGUUACAGUUCGGCUGGUGAUGGCUAAGUCCAAGGUAGCUCCAUUGGAAGACUUGAGCAAGAAGAAGAAAAGGCAGUCAAUACCCCGACUCGAGUUAUCGUCAGCACUGCUAUUGGCGCACUUGUACGAGACAGUAGCAGAGAGUAUCCAGAUCCCAGCGAAGACAUUCUUCUGGACUGACUCGACUAUCGUGAAGUGUUGGCUUUCCUCCCAUCCGUCCAGAUGGCAAGCGUUCGUCUCCAACAGAGUGUCAGAGAUCCAGCAUAUCACUCGAGAAGGCGUUUGGAACCACGUGCCUGGCGUCGAGAACCCGGCAGAUGUAAUAUCUCGAGGUGUAACACCGCUGCAGCUUGCCGAAUGUUCAGUCUGGUGGAAUGGACCGACAUGGCUCCAAGAAGACCCGAGUACUUGGCCGAAGAUGAGUAGCAGUUCAGAACAACAGUAUGAUUCAGUAACGUUGGAGGAAAAACCGCUAGUGACAGCAGCGCUGCAGAUGCUACCGCCCAGUGAGAUCUUCAUCCGCUAUUCGUCUUUGCUGAAGCUAGUUCGAUCAACCGCCUGGAUGCUUCGUUUUGCCAACAACUGCAGAACUAGAAAUCAAGCCUGCAGACGAAGUGGAGUACUGAACGCGAAAGAACACGAAGAAGCUUUGAUCGCAUUAGUGAAGCUGUCGCAGUCAGAGUGUUUCCCAGUGGAAUUGGCAGAUCUAACAGCGAAGGGACAAGUGAAACCCAGUUCGAGAUUGCAUACGAAGGAUCCGUGUCUGCGAGAUGGAUUAAUUCGUGUUGGCGGAAGACUUCGCCAUGCUCCAGUGUCGUUCAGCAGAAAGCAUCCGAUUGUGCUGGACAGUAAUCAUCCACUGACAAAGCUGAUAAUGGUUGACUACCAUCACAGACUGCUCCACGGAGGAGCGCAGCUGAUACUAUCCUGUAUGAAGGAGAAAUUCUGGCCGCUAUCCGGAAGAAACCUAGCUCGGAAAGUAGUGCACGAAUGCGUAACCUGCUUCAGAGCUCGUCCACGAGCCCACGAACAGUUGAUGGGAGACCUGCCCAUGGAACGAGUGACUCCUGCUCCAGUUUUCCUUCGCGUCGGAGUCGACUACUGUGGUCCAUUCAAUGUUCGUCAAGCGUCUCGUAAGGCAGCACCAAUCAAAUGCUACCUGUGCGUGUUCGUCUGCCUGGUAGUGAAGGCGGUACACAUAGAGAUGGUAGCAGAUCUCACUACGGAGGCGUUCAUGGCGGCACUGAGACGAUUCGUGUCGCGGCGUGGGAAGCCAGAAGUGAUCUUCUGUGACAAUGCUACGAACUUCGUAGGAGCGCGUCGAGAAAUCAGUGAAUUGCAUCGUUUGUUUCGAGCGGAACAGUUCCAGAACUCAGUAGUGACGGAAGCAGCCAGCAACUCGAUUGAGUUCAAGUUCAUUCCCGCCAAAUCGCCGAACUUCGGCGGAUUAUGGGAAGCGGCCGUGAAGUCCCUGAAAGGCCACAUGCGAAGAGUGAUAGGAAACACCGUACUCCGUCCGGACGAAAUGUUAACUGUUGUGACGCAGAUCGAAGCCUGUCUGAAUUCGAGACCGAUCACUCCAAUUAGCAACGAUCAUCGAGACCUGGAAGCAUUGACCCCCGGACACUUUUUGGUGCAGCGUCCGCUAACAGCGAUUUCGGAACCGAGUCUGGAGGACAUCCCGGAGAAUCGACUGAGCAGAUGGCGCUUGGUUCAGCGUUACAGUCAGAUGCUGUGGAAGCGAUGGUCUACGGACUACUUGUCAGAUCUCCACAACCGUAACAAGUGGACUCGAAGAAGAGACAACCUGCACAUCGGAACAAUGGUGUUACUGAAGGAGGGUAAACUACCGCCGCUGCAGUGGCAGCUUGGACGCGUGACGGAGAUUCACCCGGGAGCAGAUGGCAUCAUCAGGGUGGUUACCGUUCGCACGCAGCAAGGAAUAUUUCGUCGAGGAAUCCAGAAGAUAUGUAUUCUUCCGAUUCAGGACAACCAACCGCAGGUCGAGGAAGCACAGUAG
Molecule: messenger RNA, 2835 nt
Organism: Aedes albopictus (Asian tiger mosquito)
Lineage: Eukaryota; Metazoa; Arthropoda; Insecta; Diptera; Culicidae
Exons: 1
Coding region: 1-2835 (944 amino acids)
Biological process (GO): DNA integration
Molecular function (GO): nucleic acid binding
Source: RefSeq, a predicted model, not a curated record